AUGCUGAAGGCAAGGAAUUUAAUAGGCAAGAUGUCAUUACCGGCACGUUAUUUACCUGGGGUGAAUCGUUCUAUGACUAAAUUAGAUAAGUCCUCCUUCACCAAGACAAUUCCUUUAGUAGUUGUCAGUUUUCCGGAUCCAAAGAACAUUUCUGUAUUCUCUAGCUGUUUUAAAGAUGAAAUUCUUAGGAUUCCUCGUAUUCCCCAUGUGAUUAAAUUGAAUACCUCUGAGGAAAAUUCAGAUGCAGCUCAGGAGCCUCCAUUAAAGAAGAAGACUGUCGCUAAUGACAAUCACGUUAUUAAAGGAAUUCUGUUGAAAGAUUCCGUCACUAGUGUGGAUGAUGUUGCCCUUCAAUUGUCCCUGGAUGCUCAGGAAUUUUUGAGAUCCGCCAAUGCAGAAGUUAUAGGUUACGAUUAUAAACUGAAUUACGAUUUUUACAAGGCAGAAGAAAUUUUGAAGGCCAUACUUCCCGAAGAAUACUUGGACGAAGUGCCGUCGGGCUUCACUGUCACUGGCCAUAUUGCUCAUUUAAACCUUAGAAAGGAAUUCAAACCAUUUGGUGCGUUGAUUGGUCAGGUGAUAUUAGAUAAAAAUCGGCAAAUCGAGACAGUUGUGGAUAAAGUUGAUUCUAUAGCUACCAAAUUUAGGACGUUUGAAAUGAAAGUGCUAGCUGGUAGGGAUGACUUACUGGUUACCCAAAAAGAAUCAAACUGCUCAUUCACUUUUAACUUCAGCAAAGUAUACUGGAAUUCGAGGUUACACACCGAGCAUGAGAGGUUAGUAAGAGCGUUCAAGCCAGGUCAAGUCGUUUGUGAUGUGUUUGCAGGUGUCGGUCCGUUUGCUAUUCCAGGUGGAAAGAAAGAAGUUUUUGUUCUUGCAAAUGAUUUAAACCCUGAGUCAUAUAAUUUUAUGUGCACAAACAUCAAGGAUAACAAGGUUGAGCAAUUUGUUAAACCAAACAACUUGGACGGGAAACAUUUCAUCAAUAAAAGUCCAUUAUUAUUGCAGGAAUGGAUAGCUGAGACCUCCGGUAAGAUUGUUGUUCCCGACGCAAAGAAAUACAAAAAUAAGACCACAGGGAAAAUCGAACUGCCCCCGCCUAGAAACGUCAUAUUACCGAAACACAUUCAUCAUUAUGUGAUGAAUCUGCCGGAUAGCGCUUUAUCCUUUCUCAGUGAGUUUGUUGGGCUAUAUUCCCGUCACGGAAUGACUCUUACAUCGACAUUUUCUGAUGCUGACUUUACAUUGCCGUGGAUUCAUUGCCACUGUUUUGAAAAAUAUGAACCUGAAGAGAGUCCAGAGCCUACAAUGGAAAUUCUACAUGAUAGAAUUUACAAUAGAAUCCUUAAAAUAAUGGAUACUAACAAAGAUGUCCUACAAAGAGACGGUUUUAGCUAUCAUUUAGUCAGAAAAGUUGCCCCAACGAAACCGAUGUUCUGUGUUUCGUUUCAGCUCCCACAAUCUCUUGCCUUCAAGGAAUAUAUUUAG
Molecule: messenger RNA, 1488 nt
Organism: Eremothecium cymbalariae DBVPG#7215
Lineage: Eukaryota; Fungi; Ascomycota; Saccharomycetes; Saccharomycetales; Saccharomycetaceae
Gene: TRM5
Product: tRNA (guanine) methyltransferase
Exons: 1
Coding region: 1-1488 (495 amino acids)
Biological process (GO): tRNA N1-guanine methylation; mitochondrial tRNA methylation
Cellular component (GO): mitochondrial matrix; cytoplasm
Source: RefSeq, a predicted model, not a curated record